Molecule: messenger RNA, 1721 nt
Organism: Brachypodium distachyon (stiff brome)
Lineage: Eukaryota; Viridiplantae; Streptophyta; Magnoliopsida; Poales; Poaceae
Product: lecithin-cholesterol acyltransferase-like 1
Exons: 2
Coding region: 182-1513 (443 amino acids)
Biological process (GO): lipid metabolic process
Source: RefSeq, a predicted model, not a curated record
CACUUCCCCCUGCGUACGUACAUGUGGUGCCUAAAAGCCUUUUUCGAGCGGCUCCAAGCGAUCCAAGACGGGCACUUGUCCAGAAAAAAAAGCUCAAGACAAGCGUCACCACACAAAGAGCGACCCACCAAAUCCCAACUCAACGACGAGACAAAACAGAGUUAAUCAAUCGUAUAGAACCAUGGAGAGACGCCCAUCACUAGUAGCCAUGGUCGUGGUGGCCAUGCUGUCGCUGAGCUCGUGCUGCUGCUGCGCGUCGUCGUCCGCGGGCGGCGGGCAGCAGCUGCACCCGGUGAUACUGAUCCCGGGGUCCGGCGGCAACCAACUGGAGGCGAAGCUGACGGAGGAGUACAGCCCGUCGAGCCUGGCGUGCCGGGUGUGGCCGCUGGUGCGCGGCCGGGGCGGCUGGUUCCGCCUGUGGUUCGACCCCUCCGUCCUGGUUGCGCCCCUCACCCGGUGCUUCGCCGAGCGCAUGAUGCUCUACUACGACAUCGCCGCCGACGACUACCGCAACGCGCCGGGCGUCGAGACCCGGGUCUCCGACUUCGGCUCCACCUCCUCCCUCCGCUACCUCGACCCAAACCUCAAGCUGCUGACGGGGUACAUGGACGCGCUGGCGAGCACGCUGGAGAAGGCGGCAGGGUACGAGGAAGGGCGGGACCUGUUCGGCGCGCCGUACGACUUCCGUUACGGUCUCGCCGCGCCGGGGCACCCGUCGCAGGCCGGCAGCGCGUACCUGGAACGCCUCAGGCUUCUGGUAGAAUCCGCGUGCGCGGCCAACGGCGGCAAACCCGCGAUCCUGCUAGCGCACAGCCUGGGCGGGCUCUACGCGCUGCAGCUCCUAGCGCGCAGCCCGGCCCCCUGGCGGGCCGCGCACGUGAAGCGGCUGGUGACGCUGUCGGCGCCCUGGGGCGGCUCCGUGCAGGAGAUGCUCACCUUCGCGUCCGGGAACACGCUGGGCGUGCCGUUCGUGGACGCGUCCAUCAUCCGCGACGAGCAGCGGAGCUCCGAGAGCAACCUCUGGCUGCUGCCCACGCCGAAGGUGUUCGGCAACACGACGCUCGUGGUGUCCGAGUUCCACAACCGGUCCUACUCGGCCAAGAACGUAACGCAGUUCCUGCGGGACAUCGGGUUCGAGGGCGGCGUGGAGCCCUACAGGGCCAGGAUACGGCCGCUCGGGGAAGCCCUGCCGGAGCCCGGGGUGCCCGUCACGUGCCUCGUGGGCACCGGCGUGGACACCGUGGAGAGCCUCGUGUUUGGGAAGGAAGGGUUCGAGGCCGGCCCGGUGAAAGUGGCGUAUGGGGAUGGGGAUGGGACGGUGAACCUUGCUAGCCUUGUCGGGCCGAUCAAGGCGUGGGCUGACUCGCCGGCGCAGGUGCUCGAGGUUGUGGAGCUGCCCGGGGUGUCGCACUCGGGCAUCCUCAAGGACAAGAGCGCGCUCCAGCAGAUCGUCAGGAUUGUCGAUGCCAUCAAUCUCAACACCACGGGCUCGAACUAUCUGCGGUCGUUUUAAUUGGAUUUUUUUUUUCUUCGGCAGUAGUUUUUGCUGGGAAGAAAAUGUUGAGGUUUGCUAACUAGUAGCGGUUUCCACUAAUUUGGACUUCGAUCUGAUCAGUGCAUGUUUUCUUGCACGUUGACGAAUUGUUGUUUUCUAAAAGAAAAAUAAGAGACAUUUUGUAUCGGUGAAAUUAAAACUUUAGAGAUGUGAGUUCAUUGCCCAA